Scylla paramamosain (green mud crab) is the source of this 6927-nucleotide messenger RNA. RefSeq names its product histone-lysine N-methyltransferase NSD2-like (gene NSD). Bases 449 to 6106 code for a protein of 1885 amino acids. Gene Ontology annotation, molecular function: protein binding; histone methyltransferase activity. The transcript has 19 exons. NCBI's taxonomy places the organism in Eukaryota, Metazoa, Arthropoda, Malacostraca, Decapoda, Portunidae. The record is from RefSeq and is a predicted model, not a curated record. Gene Ontology annotation, cellular component: nucleus.
UUUCUUCGUUGUCUUUGUAUCCAAUUAGCCUUCCGGUUAUUUUCUGGAUAUUUCUGCCGUUUUGUUUUGUUACUUUGAGUGUAGUUGUGUUCUUGUGAGUUAGAAUAUGUUAAAAUGGCUUAUUCCGAGUGCUCCUGGGUUACAGUUCAUCUUUUUCUACGUUGUCUUUGUGCCUAACUAGCUUUCCUGUUAUUUUCUGGACAUUUCUGCCGUUUUGUUUUGUUACUUUGAAUGUGUGUUCUUGUGAGUGGGGAUGUGUUAAAAUAACUUAUUUCGUGUGUUCUUGUGUUCCUGUUCAUGUUUUUCUUUGUUAUCUUUGUGCAUAACUAAUUUUCCGGCUGUUUUCUGGACAUUUCUGCCGUUUUGUUUUGUUAAUUUCGAUGUAGACAGAUUCUUGUUGUUGGGAGUGACUUGUAAUGGCUGAUUUCGGUGUGCUGGUGGCAGCAUAAUGCACCUGCCGAACCUGUCCCCCACAGCACUAGCAGGCAGGACUUCCUCAGGGGACUCAAUGGAUGAUGACUCCUCAGGCUCUGUCAUGGGAUACGGGAACCCAUACCUGGCAUCUGGCAUGUCCAGGGAGAUUGGGAACAACCUGACACAGGAUCCCGAUGCUGCUUAUCGGUAUGUGGGGAAGCUGAACGCACAGCGGCAGGACAGCAACGGCUGGAAGAUGGAUAAGCUGUGUGACAGCAGGAGCAACGACAGCCCGGGCCUCGGUGACUGGCUAGCCGAGGAGGAGGGAGAGAGGGAGCCAGAGGUGGAGAGGAAUGCAGAGUAUUUCAGUGCGGAGGAAGAUGCUGAUGAAGUGGAGGAGGAAAAGUUGAAUGCAGAUGACAAGUUCAACACCGACGAUGAGGACAAAUUCAGCACAGAGGAGGAUGCCAAGUACAGCGAGGAAUUUGACUCCAGCACGGAAGGGACAGGCAGGGAGAGUGCAGACGAGGAAGGGGCCGGGGGAGGGCAGGAUGCCUUCCUCCCUGAAGCAGACUACCUUUCCCCGGCCUGGCUUGACCAUAAGAUUCCAAGCAAGAAGGAGCUGCAGCCUAGAAGGAAGCUGCUGUGGGACAGUGGGGAGGAGGGAAGUCUAGGUCAAGAGGAGCACUGGUCAGGCACCAGCAAUGGGGAGGCAGAGCCCAGCCAAACAGAGAGUGAGGAGUGUGGGACAAAGCCAGAGGGAGCGCCGGCAGAUACCUCCUCAGGGUCGCCCCGUGCCUGUCCUGUCCUCUGUUUUGAUGAGUACGGCAACCUCACUACCUCUUACCAGGACCCGGGACAGCCUCCAGUGCCUGAGCCAGUCCCCAACCUCAUUUCACCACGUGCCAUGGCCAAGGACAAGUGCUCCUCCCCACCUGUGGACUCCUCACCCAGCACACCACCAGUGCAGGAGCCCAAGGUGCUGCGCUCCAGGACCAGAAUAUCACAGGAGAAUUUAGAGAAUGCAGCAGCACCAGCACCAGCAACAACAACCACAGUAGUGUUGGAGCAGGAGCUGCAGCAGGCCUUCAAGGAGGAGUUCAACACUGCCGCCACCAGCCGCUACGGCCGAGCCCGCAAGCGCAAGACAGUAGAUGGUUUCUUCUUUGGCACCAUCAACUUCAACGAGCUGCGAAAGAUCACCUCUGGGAGCCCCAAGAAGGCCAGCAAGGGCACCACCUCUAAGAACACCAGCCCUGACCAGAAGUCCAAGGCCAGGGAGGAGGCACGGCCGAGUCCCCCAGCACCUGUGGAAGCCAAGGAUCUCAAGGACCUUAAUGAGAACGGGAUAGGAAAUCUGGAUGUGCACCCCAUCAAUGGAGAGGCAGAGAUGAUAGUCCCUCCCCUGGAAACAGUACAAAUGGACCAAGCCAAAGAUUCCACCUUCAUAGUACAAAAUAGGGACCUACGCACCAGGAAGGAGAGGACUCCAAGGCGCCACCGCCACAGUCUGGAGGCAGCAGUGACCACCACCAGCAUGGCAGGGAUGGAAGAGGCCAAGCCAGACCUUGCCCAAGAGAAGGCAGCUACUCUAGAGACCACCACUGCCAAAGGUAUUGAUGGCAGGACAAGCAGUACCACAGCCCAGCAGAUGACAGCACUGUCCAGGAGGAGGUGGCGGGGAAGCAGGCCAGGGCGCCGGCGAGUCAGGACAGGGUGGCGGCAGGGGAGGUUAAGUGCAAGGGUGGCACUGAAAGACAGCCAGGUGGUGCCUCAGCCCCGGUCACACCGCUCGUCUCGCUCUGCCACGGCCCUGGCCCUGGCCAACGAAGUGGCCCCUCUUGCUGCCUUGCAGGAUCCCAAUCAGCACCCCAUAAAGGAGGAAGUGGACAUCAAAGAGGAGCUACUGACAGAAGACAUGAUCAAGCAGGAGCCAGUGGAGGCCAGUCAGCAGAACAUGUUCUCACCAGCAUACCAGUCCCUCACAGAUGGCCAGGAAGGCAUUGCCACCCUCACCAGGAGUUCCAGUCGCAGGACCUCAGAUGCCAAGGCAGCAGAAGAAAAGGUGUCAUCCAUCACCAAGUCUGGCAGAGUCAUCAAGAAGCCACAGCUCAUCGACAUAUCAGUGGAGGACAAGCGGCAGAAACAGACCCGAGAACAGCAGAGACAGAAUGAGGCCCUGAUGAACUCCAGCUUAGAGGAGGAGCUUACCUUGUCCUCAGCCAACAUGCAGGUACUGGAAAAGGAGCAUCCCUGUGAAUACAUGGUUGGGGAUCUGGUGUGGGUGCACAUCCGAGGCAGUCCUCUCUGGCCCUCCAUGAUCUCCUAUGACCCAGUUCUUGGCCAGUACAGCAGAGUGGCAACUAAGUUGAACCACAUGAUGAACCGUUACCGAGGCAUCAGGAUGUAUCACGUUCAGUUCUUCAGUGACAACUCCCUCACCCACUGGAUGGCACCCAACAACGUGAUUCCCUACGAGGGCUAUGACAAGCUGAAGGAAUACCUGCAGGACCUCAAGGCUAAGAUGAAGGAAAAGACAAAGUACAAGAGGGUGCAGUAUGAGGGUUUCCUGAGGACUCUGUUGCACAUGAACAAGGUGCCACCUGGACAGAAAAAACGUGAGCGAUGGAUGAAGGCCAUUGAUGAAGCCAAUAUGGCCCUGGAAAUGGACAGGUAUGAACGCAUCCAGAAGUACACCUUCAAGGUGGAGGAUGUGGAGGCUGAUGAAACAGACACAAACCGAGGGGCUAGACUGUCUUCCAGGGGCCACCGGGUGGGAGCGGGCCGGACAGCUGAUGGUCAGCCAGAGAAGAAGAGGCGUGGCCGACCCAAAAAGUCUUCCCAGGCCGAGGUGGCAAACCGGGUCAGCAAAACUGGCGGAGACUCGACAGAUGGGGAGUUCUCAGGGUUUGAUGACCUGACUGCUGAGGGAAUCAAGCAGAACAGGAUAGCGCUGGCCUCCAGGCUGCACCGUCCCAAGGAAGAGUUUGUGGCCUACGCCAGGCAGCACCUAGACGCCAUCAUGCAGGACAACCCUGGCAUCUCAGAGGAGGCGGCGCUGACCAAGCUUCGCUGGCGGUGGAGGAAGCUGACCAGUGGCCAGGGCGGCCGCUACAAGGGUGCUGGGGGGAAACGGAAACACCAUCGGGCGGGAGAGUUGUCCAAUGGGUGGGAGGACGAGGAAGGCAGCAGCGGCAGCAACAGUGGAGGCGGGUCGGCCAAGCGGCAGAGGCUGGAGGAGGAUGGUGGGCGAGGGGUGUACAAGGUGGUGCGGAAUGAGAAGGUUUGCUGCCGCUGCGAAGGGGUGAGCGCACGUGCCGGGUCCGACAUGGUGCGCUGCAAGGGCCUCUGCUGCGGCGUCUUUCAUCUGGGCUGCCUGGGCCUCACCUCCAUGCCACGCCGGGACUUUAAGUGCGAGGAGUGCCUCACGGAGCGGCACCCGUGCUUCAUCUGCAAGUCCUCAGUGGGCCCGGUCCAGCGCUGCACUGUGCCCUUCUGUGGAAAGUUCUACCACGACGCUUGCAUCCACCGGUGGCCGCAAGUCUCCAGACAGCGGCAGCAGGAGAAAUUUGUUUGUCCGCGUCACAUCUGCCACAUGUGUGCUGCCAACGCAGAUGAUGUAGGGGACUCUCUGGCCCGCACACCGCCCUUCACCCGGUGCCUGCGCUGCCCUACCACCUACCACACGGGUGAGGGAUGUCUGGCUGCAGGGACGGAGGAGAUCUCCCAAACCAGCCACAUCUGCACCAAACACCUCCAGCUACCAAAGAAUAUAUCUCAUCAUGUCAAUGUUAAUUGGUGUUUCUGUUGCUCAAAGGGAGGGUCUCUUCUUCUGUGUGACCAAUGUCCUGCCGCCUUCCAUGCUGAGUGCAUGAAGAUCACCACCCCGGAGGGUGGCUAUGUGUGUGAGGACUGUGAGAGUGGCAAAUUCCCAGUGUAUGGCGACGUGGUGUGGGUCAAGCUUGGCCUGUACAGGUGGUGGCCAGGUCAGGUGCUGCAUCCACGGUUCAUUCCAGACAACAUUGAAAACCUUCCACAUCAGCAGGGUAUGUUCUGUGUCCACUUCUUUGGUUCCAACGACUACUAUUGGGUCACCAGGGGCAGGGCCUUCCUCUACCAAGAAGGGGACAAGGGAUCAAGGGCACAGUCAAGCAGGACCUUGGAGAUACAGUUCCGACGUGCUGUGGAUGAGGCGCUGGAGGCCUACAAGGAGCAGAAAGCCAAGAGAAACCUGCAGGAGCUGAGGUGGUCUGAGAAAGGAAACCUGAAACCUCCUCCAUAUGUGCGGAUUGAUGCCAACCGGCCAGUAGGCAAUGUGCGGCUCAGCAAAGUGGACCUGGCAGCUGUCAACAGGUGUGACUGUGAACCCAACUCUGACAACCCAUGUGGCUCUGACGAGAAGUGUCUUAACAGGAUGCUGAUGUUUGAGUGCAUGCGGGAGGUGUGCGGGGCUGGUGACCGUUGUGGCAACCAGAGAUUCCAGAAGAAGAAGUAUCCCAGUGUGUGCUGCUUCAAGACUGAGGACAGAGGUUGGGGGCUUAAGACACUGGAUGACAUCAAGAAAGGAGAGUUUGUUAUUGAGUACGUUGGAGAACUGAUUGACGACGAGGAGUUCCGGCGUCGGAUUGAAGAGAUGCACGACAUAAAGGAAGAGAAUUAUUACUUCCUCACCAUAGACAAAGACAUAAUGAUUGAUGCAGGACCAAAAGGAAACCUUGCUAGGUUCAUGAAUCAUUCAUGUCAGCCAAACUGUGAGACCCAGAAGUGGACGGUGGGUGGGGACACACGCGUCGGCCUCUUUGCCAUUGAGGAUGUCGCGGCAGGUUCUGAGUUAACCUUCAAUUAUAACCUACAGUGUGUGGGAACAGAGAAGAAGCGCUGCUGCUGUGGUGCUCCAAACUGCAGUGGCUUUAUUGGUGUCAAAGUACAAAAGACAGAGAUGGCGGGCCCAAAGAGGGAGAAAAAUGGGAAGCAGCGAAGGAAACGUCGUCGGCGAGAGACAAAAGUGUCAGAGGACGAGUGUUUCCGGUGUGGGGGACCAGGUGACCUGAUUCUGUGUGAUGGCGUCAACUGUCCCAAGGGAUACCACCUUGAGUGUUUAGGCCUCGACAAGCUGCCCAGAGGGAAGUGGAUCUGUCCGUGGCACCACUGUGACGAGUGUGGCCAGUGGAGCACACGCCUGAACCGCUGCCAAUUCUGCCCAAACUCGUUCUGCCGGCAACACAUCACAGGCAACCUGCAACUCAUUCCAGGGUUUGGCAAUGUGUGUCAGGACCACGACACUGAGGAACUAGAAACGCUCAGAGGUCAGAUGGAAACAACAGCACUGACUGAGAACAUGGAGGAACAGUACCAACAGAAAUCUGAUGUGGACUCUGACUGUGGACAAGAUGGCAUGCUACCCCACCCUUCUUGCCCUGAGGUGAAGGCUGAGGACCAAGGGACUGGUGGUGUAGUGGAGGAAGGACAAGAAGGGUCAGAAGACCAUCCCAUAGGUAGCAGAGAGGGACCACACAAACCAAAGCGAAGAGUGUCUCGGUCAAGGUGGAUCCGUGUGAAGAGGAGGGGCGUGAACAGGAGCCAACUGCCAAGUCUGUCCCGAAGGAACAGGGUAAACGGGGCGCUAGUUCAUGGCAAAGGAAGAGGCAUGAAGGAGGGGGAGGAGAAGGCUCGGCACAUCAAUGAGGCCUGAGGAACGACUGCCAUUAGAUUACCUAUAUUUUUACUUUAACCAAUUCCUUUGAACUCAAUAUAGUAUAAUAUACAGAAUGAUAGUUUUAUUUUAUAUCUUUAACUUAUUGAUCCAGGUAUGUAUACAGUGCUGGCAUAUCAUUUUGCUUCUUUUUAGGAAGGAUUUGAAGCACAAGUGUGGGAGUGCCCAGACAUUCACAAAGUGCAAGCUAGUCGAGCUUCUGUUACCCAAAGUUGGACACAAAAUUUUAUAUAUUGUUAUAAAACAGUACAUUGAAUACAAUGGACUUGUAAUAUUAAGGUUAUUAUUUUUUUUUUCCAAUACAUAGUAAUAAUAACUGUUAUUGAAGACUUUUUUUUUUUUUUUUUUUUUUUUUUUUUCAGAUUCAUCCUCAUAGAAGCAUAACUCAUUGUUUCCUCUUAGCUCUCAUGAUUGGUAGGUUUUGUUUUAUUUUAAUAAUUUAUUUUUUCUGUCUUCAGAUGAUGACUUGGUCAGAACACUUUCCAUGUGAUGUAUUGUACAAGGUUGCUCUGUAACUUACCCCAGUGUUGAAGAAUUCUAUCAUGUGUAGCAGGUGGAGUUUGGAGAUUAGAGUCCAUGAUUUUAAUUGUAUCUUAACAAUUUGCCAGGAAAAUUUUAUGCCAGUGGGACUUGGAGAUUGUAGACCAUGUUUUUUUUUAAUUAUAUAUGAAAAGUUUAUUUUCUUCAUUGUCAACAUUGUUCAUGUCAUUAUUACAUUAUUAUUAUUUAUUCACUAUGCAACUUUUCUGGAAUUCUUGAUUAUGGGAUGUCUAUGGUAGACAAUAAAGUCUUUAAUAGGA